This is a messenger RNA of Rhizophagus irregularis DAOM 181602=DAOM 197198, 5933 nucleotides long. Lineage: Eukaryota; Fungi; Glomeromycota; Glomeromycetes; Glomerales; Glomeraceae. The record is from RefSeq and is a predicted model, not a curated record.
AAUCCACGUGGAAUUUAUUCAUAAAAUUGUUGUUUCUUAUUCAUGCUUAAACGUAUAAUUAAUCAUAUUUUUGUAACUUACGAGCUUGCUUAGCUUAAUUUUAGCUUACUAAAAUUGAGGACAUAAAAUGGGUUCCUUUUCCUUUUUUUUUCUUUCAUUUUUUCAAUUCUAUUUUUUUUUUAAAAAAAAAUAAAAUUCAACAAUUUCCAUAUAUCACUACAACUUUAUCAAUUCAUAUAUCAUCCAAUUUUUAUCAAUUUAACUUCAUCAAAACUAUAAUAUGGAAACUAUUUCAAAGACUCCUUCUGAACUUACCGAAUUUGUUUUACGCCCCAAUUUGGGUACCUCGGGUAGACAUAUUCGUGUUCGUUCUAAUUUCUUCGAAAUUACAAGUCUUCCCGACAUGGAAAUUAUUCAUUAUGAUGUUACUAUCACUCCGGAUGUACCUCCAAUUUUGAAUAGAAAGAUUUUUGCAGAGUUUGAAAAACUCAAUCUUUCUGGAGCUUUAGGAAAUGUUCGAUGUGUUUUCGAUGGACGUAAGAAUAUAUUUGCAUCUCGACAAUUGCCCAUUAAAGAUUCUCAAGUCUCUCUCCCGAAUAAUCAAAAUACUUCUGGCAAGCCACUUCCAAAAUGUUUUGAACUCAAGGUGAAGAAAGUUGGUAAGAUUAAUUAUGAGGAACUUGUAUUAUUCCUCGGAGGAAAGAGACAAUUGACUCCUAAUUGUUUAACCGCUAUUAUGGCUCUUGACGUUAUUAUUCACCAUCAACCAUCUAUGGAUUAUGUGACGGUUGGUCAUUCUUUUUUUACGCCACGAGAUUCUCGACCUAUUUCUGGAGGCGCAGAAAUUUGGCAAGGGUAUUACCAAUCAGCGCGUCCCACUCAAGGAAAAAUGAUGAUCAACGUGGAUCUGAGUGCUACUGCUUUUUAUGAACGUGGUCCUCUUUUGUUAAUGAUUACAAAGUUGCUUGGUCGUAGAACACCUGAUGACCUCCGCCGUGGAGUAUCUGACAAGGAUUAUCAAAAAAUUGAAAGAUCCAUCAAGAACUUAAAAAUCCGUGUUACACAUCGUGGAGAAUUAGUAUCUAAGAAAAAUUUCAAAAUAUCUAAAUUUACUCCAAGUAGUGCAGAUAAUACUAAAUUUGAUAGUAAUGGAGUUACUAUGAGUGUCUCCGAAUAUUUUCAAAAAACUUAUAAUAGACGUCUCAAUUAUUCAUUUUUACCUUGCGUUGUUGUUAAAAGAAAUAUUUAUCUUCCAAUUGAAAUUUGUGAAGUAGUUGAAGGACAACGUCAUAUUCGAAAACUAAGUGAGAAACAGACAGCCGAUAUGAUCAAAUUCACUUGUCAGCAACCUCAUGAACGUGCAAACAAAAUAAGACAAGGCCUGGAUAUAUUAAAUUAUCGCACUAAUGAAUACCUUAGACAAUUUGGUCUUACAGUUAACAAUGACAUGGUCGUGCUUGAAGCUCGUGUACUUUCUACCCCUACCAUUACUUAUCAUCCAUCCUCACGUGAUUUUGCCUUUCAACCACGCGAAGGAUCUUGGAAUUUGAGAGAUAAAAAAGUUGCUGUUGGUGCCACUCUUGGUUCUUGGGCGGUAGUUUGUUUUGGAUCAGAACGUGAUUCCCCACCCCAAAUGAUUCAAGCAUUUAUCAGACAACUUGUUAUUACAUGUUCUGAUACUGGAAUGGAUAUUCCAAAUAAAACACCACCUAUAAUUCAUGCGAGCCCACAAGGGGACAUUGAGAAUAUUCUUAAGCAAGCUUGGCUUCGCGCCGGAAAUAUCUCUAAAGCUCAACCCCAAUUGAUCUUAUGUAUCCUUCCCAACAUUGGAGUUCCGCUUUACGCGGAAAUUAAACGUGUAGCUGAUACAGUCAUUGGAGUUGCAAGUCAAUGUUGUCAAAACAAACACAUGAUACAGGCAAAAAAGCAGUAUUGUGCAAAUAUCUGUUUAAAAAUAAACGUAAAAUUAGGAGGAAUGAAUUCUUUUAUCUCUCCAUCUCAAGUUCCUUUCAUUACUGAUCGUCCAACCAUUCUUAUGGGAGCAGAUGUUUCUCAUCCAGGACCCGGUGACUUAAAUCUUCCGUCUAUCGCUGCAUUAUGUGGUUCUAUGGAUUCUAGAGCUUCAAGAUAUUCUGCUUCUAUCCGAGUUCAGUCCGGUCGUACUGAUAUUAUUGCUGACUUGGGUAAUAUGGCGAAGGAAUUAUUAAAAACUUUUUAUCAAUCUUGUGGUAGAAAACCUGAACGAAUUCUUUUUUACCGUGAUGGUGUUUCCGAGGGUCAAUUCUCUCAAGUUCUAAGGGGAGAGGUUGACGCUUUAAGAGCCGCUUGCGCAUCUCUUGAACCUGGUUAUAGACCAACCAUCACAUUUGUCAUUGUUCAGAAACGUCACCACACUAUUUUCUUCCCCUUAGAUAAACGCGACGCUGAUCGUACUGGCAAUUGUCUACCUGGAACCGUAAUAGAAUCAACAAUUACCCAUCCUUUUGAAUUUGAUUUUUAUUUGCAAAGUCAUCCCGGACUACAAGGAACUUCUCGUUCAACUCAUUAUCACGUAUUGUACGAUGAAAAUUCAUUCUCUUCAGAUGGAAUCCAACAGUUAUCUAAUAACCUUUGCUAUAUUUACGCGCGUUGCACCAGGGCAGUUUCUAUUGUACCUCCUGUUUAUUAUGCACAUAUCGUGUGUCGACGUGCUAGAUUUCAUUCUCACGGAGACGAUAUUGAAAUUUCUGAAGGAGGCAUUGGAGCCACAUCAACUUUUGGUGUGGUUAAACCGGAAUUGCAACGGGUGAGACCUGUACUUGAAAAUCAUCUAAUUCGACUUCAAGGACUAUGUGCACGAUGGCGGAUGAAUUUGUUGGCAAUUUCUGACAUAGAUAAGAACAUUAUGUUCGUUGCUAUGAAUGAUACGAUUUUCGUGCAUCGGUUGAAUUUUAAUGGUAAACCAAGUGAACCUUUCAAGAAAUUAAGAUAUUCUACAGAACCUGAUUAUACAAACAAGAGUCAUACAAUCAAUGCCAUUAAGGUUGGUAAGAUUGGUAACGAAGAAGUACUUGUUAGCGUUGAUGAAGCAGGUGAUAUCCGUAUAUGGUUUACGUCUAAUCUUGAUAAAAAUCCAAUACAAUUUAGUAAUAAUGAAUCAACAUGGGGUAUAGCAUUACAUGGUCCAAAACGUUUAUUAGCAGUGAGCUCCAAUUCACAUGAAAUUACAAUCUUUAAUUUAAAAGAAAGUGGAAAGUUUUUCAACGAAUUUGAUGAUGAUGAUGAUAAUUUAGAAAGUUCUGGCGAAGAAUCACAAACACCAAGAACUUAUGCUUCAGUAUUGACAAAGAUUUCAGAAAGUGACGCACUUGGUGAGAAAGCAAUAUCUGUACUUCGAGGUCAUGAGCACAAUAUUCCCAAUAUAUGUUUUAGUGCGUGCGGCCGGUUUUUGGUUUCAUGUAGUAUCGAUUCUACAUGUCGAGUUUGGAAUAUUAAAACGGGGGAAUUAAUGCAGAAGAAAAUAUUAACAGGAGAUUGGUCUGAUUUGAAUGAUAAUGAUGAGUGGGGCUGGACAGCAAAUUUUGUUCCUAAAUCUGCUUUCAAAACUGUUUCUUCAAAUUGUGAAGAGCUUCAACAUCUGAUUUCAAAUCCGGAGAGCAUUCCAUCGUCUCCUCGGUCUGUUGAGACAAUGGAUUCACUUAAUCUUUAUCGUCAGAAUUUAAGACGUAACUUGUCUGGACAAAGACCGAAUGUACGAGCUCCAGAGGAUUUAUAUAGGAUUAUUAUCAGUAGAAAUUUAAGAAUUAGAAACAGAGAAUAUGAGGAUGGUUAUAUAGAAAAUGGAGCUCAUUCUGAAUCAGGUACAGAAGAGGAAUCAACCGAUGACGCUUCAGAAUUAGAAUCAAAUGAAGGUGAUUCAGAGUUGGAAUUGAGUGAAGAUGAUACGGAAGUGGGAUCGAAUAACAAUGACCAACAUGAAUAUAAUGAGCAUUCUCUUAAUCGUGAACGCUUAACAGAAAUUGAAGGGAGUGCCACUCCAGCUUAUUAUGAUCGUGCUGAAUCAGCAACUCCCGUCGUGGAGAAUUAUACGGAAAAUAAUCCAGAUUAUAGAUGGUCAGUUGGACACGAAUUAAAUAUCUUGAAUAAUAAUCAUGAACAAAAUGAGAAUAAUUCAUCCUCAAUACCGGAAAGAGAGAAUCACAAUGAGGAGAGAUCCGAGGAGAUAAUUGAGGAGAGAUCAAGCCAGCCUACUCAAAGUAAUACAAAUACUUAUGAAUCUCCUGCAUAUCCUUUAUAUUCUCCAAGGUCAUAUACCGUUUCAGAGGAUUUAACUCCAGUUUCAUCGCAUAAUACUAGCUUUUCGCCCGAAUUAUCAGGUAAUCUGAAUAAUGUUUCCCAAAGUAACUUACCAGAUUCUUUUACUGGUUCGUCGCUUGUAUAUUAUCAUCAAAAUUCUCAAUUUUCAUCAUUUUCACCCAUAAAUCCGACACAUCUUCCAACAUCCCCUACUUUUUCUCCUCAAUUCUCACCUCAAUAUGUUCCUACUACUUCUACACAAGUUUCACCUUUUUCGCAACAUUAUUCAUCUACUUCUCCACCUACUUCUCCACAUUAUUCUCCAACAUCGCCCUAUUAUACAUACUUGCCAACAUCUCCGCAAUAUUCAUCUACUUUUUCUACUUUUCCACCAUCUUAUAAUACUUCCCCUCAAUAUGCGACACAAUAUCCGUCACAUAAUUCUUCAAAUUAUUCACCAUCAUCUCCACAUUUUUCUCCCAUAUCGCCUGAACAUAUUGAUCAUCCUUCGUGGUUUUCAAACAUACAUCACUCAUACUCACCAAUUGUUUUGCAACAUUCGUCUUCUUCAGUGUCUCCGACUUAUUCUCCAGUAUCACCGGAAUAUAUUCCAGCGAACCGCGAACUAUCUCCGUAUCACUCGUAUAUAGAGGAAUCUAUCGAAGAUGUUAUAAAUGGUUUACGGCAGGAAUCGUCAUUAUCUAGUCCAAAUAGUCCAAAUAUAAGACAUGAUUCAUCGCCCGAAAGGCAUGAAAUUGAACCGAUUUCUCAGUCAGAUCACUUAGAUUUGCAUGAUAAUGAUACCAUAUGUUCGCAUGACUCGCUUACGAUUGAUUCGCCUUUACCUUCAUCAUCACGUGAAAGUAGUGUCAAUAACAUAGAUUCCCCAUUAAGGACUUCAAAUGAUUACUAUAUCCGAUCUCAUGUUCGUAUACAACCGCUUGGCUCAUCUCAGUCGGAUUGUUGUCCAGAUUUAGGAUUACCUGAUGAACUUGUCCUUUACACAACAAAAUAUGAUUUACUAUUGCUUGACCCUAAACUAAAUUUGAAAAUUUUGCGUACUGAAAAAGACCUAGUACAUAGAGUAGAUACAAGACGUUACCCAAUUCACUUAGAUUUUGAUCGAUUAAAUAUGGUUGAGGUGAUUCCAGAACUUUCACUCAUGAUAGUAGCUAGUCAACAAGGAAAGGUCGCGUUAACUAGACUCAUUAGAAUCGUUUGUGAUGAUGGGGAGGAAAAUUAUUAUUUACACCCAGAAAAAUAUCUUCCAAACACGAUAAUGAAUACACCAUUAUUAGGUAUGUUCGUUGCUAAACACAAUAAACUUCAAGAUCCUGCCUUGUUUUAUUAUCGGUUAUAUCUAAUGUAUAUUAAUGGUACAAUGUUUUGUUAUGAGAUACGAAGAAAGAAAGAAACAAACCCUUUGAGAAUGGAUAAUAUUUAUAUAUAAGUUCUUCAUUAAAUAAUUAAUUUUUAAUUUAUAUUAAGAAUAUGAAAAAAAAUGAAACAAAGAAAAAGAUUAUUGUAGUUGUAAUUUCAUUUAUAGUAACCUUUAGUAACUUGCUUUUAUUUAUCUUGAUCUAAAAAUUAGUAUUAAAUUUAUAUAUUAUAUAUAUUAUGAAAAAUUAUAUAAAUAUCUAUACUUUUUAUAUUGUAAA